GUAAUAUCUGGUACAAGCUAAGCAGAGAAAUCAGUGCGAAAGACCCAGCCACAGAGAACAAGCCACUUCUCUGCUUUCUGAAUUUUCCAGAUGCCCAUUUUCAGUCAGAAUGGAUUUUCUCCUUUAAUAAAAGAAUGAAAAUCAUUUUCAAAAGCUUGUCAAUUAUCUGCAGUACCGUGGGAGUGCUUCUUACUCAUACAUGAUAAUAGAACCCACCACUCUGUGAUCUGCAGUGAAGGACAGCAUUCAAGGGAAGGAUUUAUUAAUGAAAUAUGAUGGUGUACGUAGAUUUGAUCUUCCUAUCUACCUUCCUCUCGGUUUCCAUGACAACUGAACUAUUUGAUGCAAUGGAAGGUGAGGCUUUGGUUAUAAAAUGUCCCAAAUGGAGUUCAUCUGUAAAAGUCACCUGGUAUCACAUGGAUACUAACAAAAUAAUUCCUGCAGAAGAGGAGGGAUCACGAAUAUUUUCCUUAGAACGAUUUCUUUGGUUUCUGCCAACUUCUAGAGAGGAUUCUGGAAACUACACUUGUCUAACAUAUCUUUCAAGAAAUCGUACAAAGUCAUUCAACGUGAGUGUGCAAGUGCAUUCAUACAAGCAAGCAAUAUGUUUCCCAAGUAAGAUUCGUUACGCAAAUGACACUGGAAGAGGAAGAAUUGUUUGUCCUACUAUUGAUAACUAUAAGAAUGCUACUAUCAUCCAGUGGUAUAAGGACUGCAAACCUCUUCAGGGACAGAGAUACUUCAAGAAAGAAAAAUACAUUUAUAUUGAGAACCCAACAAGGGAAGAUGAUGGUUAUUAUACUUGUCAAUUUAUUUAUACUUAUAAAGGAAAUGUAUUUAAUGCCUCAGCAACAAGAAUUUUCAUAAGUGAGGUAAAACACUCACCUCUACCUCCUCAAAUCUUAUUUCCAAAGAAUAAAGGAGUAAUAGAAGUGGAGCUUGGUACUGCUUUGUCUCUGAAAUGUCAGGCCCUCCUGGGGAUUAAGAAACAGCCAGUGUCUGCUGUCAGAUGGGAUGUGAAUAACAUCCCAGCGAAACACUGUGAUUUUACAAGAUUUCAAGAAGAAACACAUUUUUUUGAAGGAAGUGAGCAAGAAUACUAUGAAGAGACCACUUUGAAUAUAACUGAAGUAAAAAAGGAGGAUCUGCAGUCAAAUUUCACGUGUAUAGCACUGAAUACAAUGUACAACACAAGAGUCACAGUGACAUUAGAACUCAAAACACAAUUUGAGGUGGUUCUUUGUAAUGUCCUCUUGAUCACAGGAUCUCUAGUUCUGCUAGCUGCAAUAGCAGUUUCGGUUAUACUUUAUCAGUCCUUCCGAGCUGAUAUUGUCCUAUUGUAUCGGGAGAUAUUUCAGCCCUACUCCAUCAAGGAUGAUGGGAAGACAUAUGAUGCAUAUGUUAUCUACCCCAAAAAUCACACCAAUGAAGCUAAUUUUGUGGAAUACUUUGUUUAUCAAAUCAUGCCAGAAAUUCUAGAAAAUAAAUGUGGAUAUAAAUUGUGUAUUUAUGGGAGAGAUAUAUAUCCCGGAGAAGAUACUGUCAGUGCAAUUGAGAAGAGGAUGCAGAGCAGUAGACGGCUGAUCAUCCUUCUAACACACCAGCUGGUUAAUUGUAAAGAACAUACCUAUGAUCAACACAUUGCUUUAUACAAUGCCCUCAUUCAGAAUGACACAAAGGUGAUCCUUCUGGAAAUGGAGAGAAUUGGGACUUAUGGGAAGCUUCAGGAAUCUCUUAGGUUUAUUAUUAAGCAGCAAGGUACCAUCAAAUGGAAAGAGCAGCACACUGUGCACCCACAGUCACCCAAUUCUAAGUUCUGGAAGCAGGUGAGGUACCACAUGCCACCGGCACUCAAGUCCUCACAAGCAGAUAACGCUGGGUGAACCGUCUACAAAAAU
This is a messenger RNA of Empidonax traillii (willow flycatcher), 1898 nucleotides long. It is a transcript of the gene IL33R, whose product is annotated as interleukin 1 receptor like 1. The transcript has 13 exons. Gene Ontology annotation, biological process: signal transduction. The coding region runs from base 273 to 1883 and encodes 536 amino acids. Gene Ontology annotation, molecular function: interleukin-33 binding; interleukin-33 receptor activity; interleukin-1 receptor activity. The record is from RefSeq and is a predicted model, not a curated record. Lineage: Eukaryota; Metazoa; Chordata; Aves; Passeriformes; Tyrannidae.